CACCAACUCUCCAACUCCCAUUGUGAACGGUCAUGUAUGCCCCAGAUUCCGGCUGAACAGCAACAACAGCAUCGCCAUGGCCGUUCAGUCCAAACUGCUACCGCCCGAGCGCUCCAUCAAACAGAUCCUCUCAAGCCUAACAACUCUCUACCUCCGUCACCGCACCCGCAUCUCUCGCGCCGUCUAUCUAGCCCUCUUCGCAGCGCUCGCCAAGCGAAUCCAUAAUGCAAUCUCCGAACAGAAAGCCGCGACCCAGCAAGUCGAGCUCCGCCGACGGCCCGGCACCAGCAGUCUCGGCGACGAAGAACAACCCCGCAAGAAGCGAGUCGAGAUCAACCGCGAGUUCUUUAAGCAUUUGCUUCGCUUGCUGAAGAUCGUCAUCCCUGGGUGGCGGAGUAAGGAGCUACGCUUGCUGGUUAGCCAUAGUGUUUUCUUGGUCCUGCGCACCCUGCUCAGUUUGUAUGUUGCUGAGUUGGAUGGAAGACUCGUGAGCAACUUGGUGCGCGGUAAGGGGAAGGAUUUCUUACUGGGUCUUGUUUGGUGGAUGAUUGUCGCUGUUCCUGCUACUUUUACUAAUUCUAUGCUCUCAUACCACCAAUGCAAGCUCGCGCUGAGCUAUCGCAAGCGACUUACUGAUUAUAUCCAUGAGAAGUAUCUGUCUAAUAUGACCUUCUAUGCUAUCUCCGCCUUGGACGACCGCAUCAAGAACCCCGACCAGCUCGUCACGGUCGAUGUGUCUCGUUUCUCGGAUAGUCUGGCUGAACUAUACUCCAACUUGGCCAAGCCGAUUCUCGAUAUGGCUAUUUACAACUACUCCCUGUCAAAGAAUGUGGGAGGAGAAGGAUUGUUCAUUAUGAGUCUGCUCGUGCAGCUGUCAGCCAACGUCAUGCGCAUGCUGACUCCGCCAUUUGGUAAAUACGUGGCGGAUGAGGCUCGCUUGGAGGGCGAGUUCCGGUUCUUGCACUCGCGGCUUAUCGAUUACAAUGAAGAGGUGGCUCUAUACCACGGCCACGAAGCUGAGAAGGAUACCCUGGAUAAGGGGUACUUUACUCUUAUCAAGCACGUGAAUCGCAUUUUGCGCAGGAGACUGUAUCAUGGGUUCAUGGAGGACUUUGUGAUCAAGUAUUUCUGGGGUGCUCUGGGUUUGGUUCUCUGCAGUGUGCCUGUCUUCUUCAAGAUUCCUGGACAGACCACUCACAGUAUGGGAGAUCACACAGAAAGCUUCGUCACGAACCGUCGCAUGUUGCUUUCCUCAUCAGAUGCCUUUGGCCGUUUGAUGUUCUCCUACAAGGAGAUUUCGGAGCUUGCUGGCUACACAUCGCGUGUCUCGUCUUUGUUGGAGGUUAUGGACGACCUGCUGGCUGGUCGGUUUGAGAAGAAGCUGGUGUCCUCUGCCUCUACCGAGGAGAAUGCAGCUGUGUUGUCUGGUCGAGGCGAAGUCAUGGAGAGCGACGCCAUCGAGUUCACCGACGUACCGAUUGUAUCACCAAAUGGAGACGUCUUGGUGCGCAAGUUGUCCUUCACUGUCCACCCUGGUGAGCAUCUCUUGAUUGUCGGACCCAACGGCUGCGGUAAAUCGUCUCUCUUCCGGAUCCUGGGCGGGCUCUGGCCGGUGUACGGAGGAACAGACAUCUUCUACAUCCCACAGCGACCAUAUCUAUCCCGUGGAACUCUGCGGCAGCAGGUCAUCUAUCCAGAUGGAGUUCGUGAGAUGCGUGCCAAGGGUAUCACCGACGCCGAUCUCUAUGACAUUCUUUCUGUGGUUGAGAUCGCGUCCGUCGUAGAUCGCCCUGGAGGCUGGGAUGCAGAGGAAGAGUGGCGUGAUGUGUUGUCUGGUGGUCUCCAGCAGCGCAUUGCCAUGGCUCGUCUGUUCUACCAUCGGCCCAAGUUCGCCAUCCUGGAUGAGUGUACGUCCUCAGUAACCUUGGAGAUUGAGAAGGUCAUGUAUGAGACGGCCAAAAAGCUGGGCACCACACUGAUGACAGUCUCACAUCGACGCAGCCUCUGGAAAUAUCACCAGAAGAUCUUGCAGUUCGACGGAGAGGGAGGCUAUAUCUUUACCGGUCUGGACUGGGAGCGGCGUCUGAAACUGGAAGAUGAGAAGGAAGAGUUGGACCUGCAGCUACGAGCGGUGCCAGAGCUGCAACGUCGGAUCACCGAUCUGUAUAAAAUGGCCCAACAAGCGCAGCCCGUCGAUCAAAAGAGAAAGAUCAUUAUCUUCUCUGACUUCGAUGGCACAAUCUUCAUGCAAGAUACAGGCCACAUCCUAGUGGACCACCAUGGUUGCGGUGCCGCCUACCGCAACAAACUAGAAGAGCAAUUUAAAACCGGCGAACGAUCCUUCCGCGACAUCUCCGAUGACAUGUGGGGAUCCCUAACAAUCCCCUUCGGCGACGGGUUCGACGUUAUGGAAAAGAACCUCCAAAUCGACCCGGGCUUCCAAGAAUUCCACCAAUACUGUACCGAAAACGGCUUCCCAUUCAACAUCAUCAGCGCCGGUCUCAAGCCAAUUCUGCAGCGAGUCCUUGAUAUCUUCCUCGGUGAGAAAGAGGCCUCCUCAAUCGACAUCGUAGCAAACGACGUCCAAAUUGUAGGCGGCAGUCCCUGGAAACCCGUCUGGCGCGACGCCUCCGAAUCAGGCCACGACAAAGCAAUGAGCGUAAACGCAGCCCGCCUACAAGCCCAAGCAGAAUGCACACCAGACGAAAUCCCCCUGAUCGUCUUCAUCGGCGACGGAGUCUCCGACCUAGCCGCCGCCCGCGAAGCAGACGUCCUCUUCGCGCGCCGCGGUCUCCGCCUCGAACAACACUGCAUCGAGCACGGUAUCUCCUACACGCCCUUCGAUACCUUCUCUGAUAUCAAGCGCGAGGUUGAGGCUAUUUCGCGUGAGGAUCAGAAGAAGACGGGUGGUGUUGGUAAACCGGUGCGGUAUAACCCUCGUGCUAAUAUGUGGCGUCGGAUUUCUUCUAAGGAGGCUGUUCCGACGCUUAUGACUGCUGCUACGCCUUCUAACGAGGAGAAGAUGUUCCUUUGGCCCGAGACCUUUUCGGAGCCUUUGAAUACUUCGGCUCUGCCGCAGGGUCAUAAGCCUUCGACUAUUCAGGAGGGGGAUGAGGCUUCUGCUUAGUUUGGUUUGGUUUUU
Molecule: messenger RNA, 3142 nt
Organism: Penicillium canescens
Lineage: Eukaryota; Fungi; Ascomycota; Eurotiomycetes; Eurotiales; Aspergillaceae
Product: ATP-binding cassette long-chain fatty acid transporter PXA2
Exons: 8
Coding region: 77-3127 (1016 amino acids)
Biological process (GO): peroxisome organization; long-chain fatty acid import into peroxisome; very long-chain fatty acid catabolic process
Cellular component (GO): peroxisomal membrane
Molecular function (GO): ATP binding; ATP hydrolysis activity; ABC-type transporter activity
Source: RefSeq, a predicted model, not a curated record